UAGAACUCUCACAAAUCACAAAAGAAAUCCAAUUAAUUCAAAACAAAAUCAAAAUCAAAAUCAAUCAUUCACGAGAAAUGAGUUACAUGAACAGAGUGUGGAUGGCCGCCAGCGUCGCCGUCGUCAACGGCCACUCCGACAAAGGGCAGAAGCUGAAAUCCGGCCUCACUUCCCUCCACCACGGCGGCAAGAAGCGCUCCUUCUUCUCCGCCGCCGAUCUCCGCCCCUUCUCCGGCGCACUCAACACCGACAUGGAAGGCCUCUCCGCCGCCGCCGGCGAGAGGAUCGGGCAGGCCGACGAUUCUCUCCGGCAAGUCAUGUACUUGAACUGCUGGGGGCAGAGCUGACCGUCGCCCGUAGGGGUAAAACUGUAAAUUCAGGGAGCCAACCGAGAUGCUGAACCCGCUGAAGUGAGUCGGAUCGGCCCGGAUUUGGGGGGUGGAAAAUGGGAGAUGUCGGAAGAUGGAGGACCUGAUUGUAAAUUUUGUAAAAUUGACUUGUUGAGUUGUUUGUAGCAUCAAUAAUGGAUGGGCCAAUGAGUUAAUCAUAGUUACUUUUUUUCUUUGUUUU
Salvia hispanica is the source of this 570-nucleotide messenger RNA. RefSeq lists its product as uncharacterized. Lineage: Eukaryota; Viridiplantae; Streptophyta; Magnoliopsida; Lamiales; Lamiaceae. The record is from RefSeq and is a predicted model, not a curated record.